UCCGCCCACUCCUUUCCACGCGUGUUUGGAGCAGGAGCAGACAGCAUGGCCUCUUCAGCCAAGAGGAGAGCGGUGGGUUUGGGUGAAAAUCCCGAGGAAAGGGACCACAGCUCGGAUGAAGAGUCCGAGGAGGAUGGGGACUCUGAAGAGGAGGAUAGUGAGGAUUCAGAAGAGGAGAUAAACGAGGAGGUCGUAGUGGACUUUGAAGCUCACAGUAUCACACACAAUGAUUUCAACGGGAUAAAGAAGCUGCUACAACAGCUGUUUUUAAAAGCUCGUGUAAACACAUCAGACCUGACUGACAUCAUCAUUCAACAGAACCACAUCGGAAGUGUCAUCAGGCAAGCCGAGGUGCCGGAGGACAGCGACGACGAGGAUCCUGAUGAAGUGUUUGGGUUUAUCUCCAUGAUAAACCUCACAGAGAGAAAGGGCGUGCAGUGCGUGGAGGAGCUGAAGGAGCUGGUGUUGGGGCAGUGUCAGACGAGCAGCAGUGAGGCCGACUGUGAGCGGCUGGAGAAGGUGCUCUCUGACCCGGGGAAAUCUGUGGGGCUCCUGCUGAGCGAGAGAUUCAUCAACGUCCCUCCACAGAUCGCACUGCCUCUACACAAACAGCUGCAAGAGGAGAUCGCAGAGGCCGAGCGCACAAACAAACCCAGUGGCCGCUGUCACUACUGCCUCAUGAUCAGUAAAACCUGUAAAGAAACGUCUAAAAACAUCUCCAGAUCUGGACCUAGAGCGCCCCCUAAAGACGAGAUCAUGUUUGUGAACGCGGAGGAGGAGUUCUUCUACGAGCACGCCGUCCUGAAGUUCCACUACUCCGUGGAGGAGGAGGCCGACUCGUGUCUGAGCGGCCGCUGGUCCUUCGACGACGUUCCCAUGAAACCGUUCAGGACGGUGAUGCUGCUGCCGAGCGACAAGUUCCCGGCGAUCAUGGACAAGCUGAAGGAGUACCUCACCGUGUGACGCAGUAAAGGACUGAACGAACACCAGGGCCGCAACGAACAUCACUUUGUUUAUCCUUAAGUUUGAUUCUUUCGAUUAAUUGAUUUGUUUAGAUUGUGAAACGCCUAUAAAUAUGAGAUUUUUAAUAAAUUUGACCCAUAUGAAGCUUGUAUUCCA
Periophthalmus magnuspinnatus is the source of this 1119-nucleotide messenger RNA. It is a transcript of the gene bccip, whose product is annotated as BRCA2 and CDKN1A interacting protein. The coding region runs from base 46 to 963 and encodes 305 amino acids. The record is from RefSeq and is a predicted model, not a curated record. The transcript is spliced from 7 exons. Gene Ontology annotation, cellular component: nucleus. NCBI's taxonomy places the organism in Eukaryota, Metazoa, Chordata, Actinopteri, Gobiiformes, Gobiidae.